CUGAUAUUGCAUUAUAAUCUGUUAUUACAUUAUGAUCUGUUAUUACAGUAUGAUCUGUUAUUACACUAUGAUCUGCUAUUACACUAUGAACUGUUAUUACACUAUGAACUGUUAUUACACUAUGAUCUGUUAUUACAUUAUGAUAUGCUAUUACACUAUGAGCUGUUUUUACACUAUGAUCUGUUAUUACAUUACGAUAUGUUAUUACACUAUGAGCUGUUAUUACACUAUGACAUGUUAUGACGUAAUGAUUUGUUAUUACAUAAUGGGUUGCUACAGCGUAGUAUCAUCAGAGGGAGUCUUGACCUGAGGAAGGAGAUGGCAAGCAGGAGGAGGCCGGCGUAGGUCAGUGGCUCACUCAGUCUCUGGAACAGGUGCAGAUCUGAAGAAACUUCCUCCAAGAUGUCCUGUGACACCUGCUGCAGAGAGCGGCUGCUGUUGGCAUCCAGGUCAAAGCUCACAGAGGCUGAGAUGGUAAAGUCAAACUCCUCCUUUAAUCUCUCAAACGCUGCAACAGUAGCUGAAGAAGGAAAUCAUAACUGAGCUCAGCAGGAGGAUCAGGGCCUGUGUGCACUGACAGAUACCUCAGCACUCAUUAUCGCUCAAUGACAGAAGCUUAUUAUUAUUAUUAUUAUUAUUAUUAUUAUUAUUAUUAUUAUUAUUAUUGUUGUUAUCAGUCUUUUUAUUUUUAUUAUAAUUAUUGUUAUUAUUAUUAUUAUUAUUAUUAAUAUUGUUGUUGUUGUUAUUAUUAUUAUUGUUAAUAUUUCUGAUCAAUUUUAUUUACUGUCCAGUCCUCUCACCAUACAGACCACAAACCCAGAAAAAGAUUUAGACCUAAAGAAAAAAACUCACGAGCUGCCAGACGUUUCCUCAGAUGGUCAGCGAUGUAGACGGGGACGGUGCAGAAGAGCUCGCCGGCUGAAACAGCAGAGUUAAGAUUUCUUCAUCAUGGGUUUGAUAGUUUUGGUUUAGACAUGGAUGAAUGUGAACAUGUAGUUUUCACCGAGCACAGCAGGCUGAUGUCAUAUUACCAUGUCAGUGAACGCACCGUGGGCGAUGCUGCAGAGCGGCAGGAAGCUGUCCACAAUGUCACACAGGAAGUUGAACUCUCCCAGCAGGUAGGAGCAGUCAGCUCGAGCCUCAGCAAACACCGCCCGGCACUUCCUGUACGGAGAGCCCAGUUUGGCGUUACACACUUCCCCGAUGUCCACCAGGAAGUGAAGGACGUUCCUCAGAGUGCGAGCUGUGGGGUCAGAGUUCAGAGAUGUGUCAAUUGCUGUUUCUCUACAACAGAAUCAAAACAACAGACUGAGGCUCGUUCGCUGGUGCCUGUGCUCCUAAAACUGGAGAGAAGGUCAGAGGUCAAAGGUUGUCUCCUCAUUGUCAUGGUCUCGUCUUCAUCAAGGACUAAAAGUCCAGGAGGAAGAUUUUGGAUUCUGACACUUUUAGGAGAAGACGUCAGUGAACGAGGCGCCGUAAUCUCUCAGGUAAACUCUCAAACGGCGGCCCCUCACCAACAUGGCGGACGCCAUUGGUCAGAGUGUGGAUGAAGUUUUGGACUCGUCCUGCGACAGCGUGAGCGUUACUGCCGAUCUUUUUGAUUUUGUCCAACGCUGCUAAAAACACAAACACAGAGGAAGUGAUGUCAUAACCAUCUCUAAGCUGAAGCACGGAUUCAGGUGUUUUCACACAUGAUGAUGUUGGUGGUUGGAUCUUACAGAAAAGGGGUGUGGCUGAUCUCUGCAUUAGUUCUUGUGUCUGAUUGGCUGCCAGCUCGGCUCCACACAGCAGGCUGGCGGCGGCGCGUUCCAUAUUUUCCAUUGUGUUGGUCAGAGGACCGGACAGCAGCACCGAGGCAAACAGGAAGAGGAAGAAUCUCCGCCCAUGAGCUGAAACAUGAAAGGAUGGACUGUGAUUGGCUGAGCAGAGCCACACCAAUUCCAAAAGCUCCGCCUUUUUUUUGAAAGCUCAUCAUUAAAAUGAGACUCUGGGUCAGUAAAGGAUGCUCUCUGGUGCCCCCUGUGGUCAGCUAAUUUACCUGACCUUCUUACACUUAUAAACACCUGAGACUCACCUGAGCAGAGUGAGGGCAGCAUCACCAUGAUAUUAGCGCGGACGCCAGCUGACAGACCCAAACCAAAGGCGGCGAGGGCGGCCAUGAUGAUAGCGGUGUAAGAGCAGAACCACAAUGGCUGUUUCUGCAGGAAGAGAGCCGUGAGAGCGUACACAGACACCAACAGCAGCCCGCAGACAAAUGCCACGAGGCUCCUACCCCCGUCCACCAAGUGACCUUUGACCUUUGUUAGUGUAGAGCUGCGGUUAGCGCGUCCUGCUGACCUGAGGACAGAGAGAGAAAAAAACAUGGACGGUAAGACAGAAACUCGACUGUUUAUUAUCUGACUGAAGAGGAAUUAAUGAGUCAGUGACACGGCGCUCAGGACACAGACGUUUCAAUAAGUUCACACGCCACAGGUGAUGUCUCUCAGACUGAGCAGUGAUGAAACCCGCCGCACAUAAGUAACUCUGUUUGUGAUUCUAUGAAUGGAUGAGGGGAAGGCAGACUGCUCUGUUAGAAUCUGCAACCUAUCAUCCAAUCAGAAAAUAGUAUUUCUCGUUGCUAGGUGAAAUGGCAGCGCUGUAAUCAUGUCUUCCACGCCAAGCAAACACAAAAAUGCUGCUAUUAUGUGCGCAUGUCAAAGAAGAGCGGGGAGUGAAGGCCUGAAAUCAUGUGAUCACUUCAUCACUUCAUUAUUUUACAACAGCUGCUGAUUUCAGUCGAGGAACUGAGCCGGAUGAUUUCUUCAUGGAUCUUUUUAUUAAAUUAUACCUCAGUUUAAGUUAUCUCCAAACACACUUCACCCUCACCCCCAUCAUAGACUCUGCAUUAAUAGAUGUCAUCUGCCUCCUUCCUGGGUAAAGCCACCACAGGAACAGCAACACCUGGUGACGGGCUGCAGUAUAGGUCAUAAACCCCGCCUUCUCCAGUGAAACAGAGGGAGCUGCAGGUAAACUUUAAUGUCAAAUACAAGUCAUAUAAAUGUUUCUCCCCCCUGGUUGUGAUGUUGACAUGUAGUUACUGUCAGACUGGUUUGUGCUCAAGUCCUCUUUUUUCUGUACAGAUUCAUUUUUAAAAGUUAUUAGGGCGUUCACGUUUUCUAUGAUUGACACUUGAUACAGCCUAUGGGUGUAUGAAGAUUGGAAGCUCCAUAGACAUCUAUAAGAAAGACUAGAUGACUCGAGGCGGAGUCAUGGGUGUCCCUACACGAUGGCCAUCUUACUCCAGUCUACCAUUCUGGUACGCUCUAUGGUAGCUGACAGGAGGUGAGUAAUCUGUAUGAUCAAAAAUACUCUUAGCUCGCUGAAAUCUUGACAGAUUUACAAAUGGUUUUGUUUAUUACAGACCUUAAUACUGGCUAUGAGUCGGGAUGCUUGGGCAUAUUAAAAUGACAGAUUUACUUUUAGAGAAAAAAAGAGUUAAUCAUGAAGCACAGUUGUGUCACGGCUAUUUGUGCGCAAGGGCUAACUCUGAGUCGCUUUGUCAAGGCUGAGACCACAAUCAAGAUUUUAAUUUCUUGUACGACAGCCUAUUUUUUAUUACUAAUAAAUAUUGCUAAUAUAACAUACAUGGAAUUAUUAAAUGUUUAAAAUGAUUUAAUAUAACUGCCUUAUGUGUGUAGGGCUAUAGCUAUUGCUCUACCUAUCUGCUUAAUGUUUAUUUAUGAAAAUCCAUGCUUAAAAUUAUUCUUAAGUAUGCAGGAACAUAACUAAAACUCUGAGGUUUGUUACAAACCAAACCGUUUGAAAAUCAGUCUAAAAUUAAUCAAUCUAUGGUCAUUUAAAUGUUACAUGAACCAAGUUGGCUUUUAGCUUGGUACGAGCCAGGGCUCUCAAGUUCUGAACUAUUUAGCUCCAGGCUAACUGUCUUUAUCUCUCUAUAACUCUCUUUAGCCCUGGGCUAACUCUCUUUAGCCCUCUUCAACUCUCUUUAGCUCCGGGCUAACUCUCUUUAUCUCUCUUUAGCCCCGGGCUAACUCUCUUUAGCUCCCUUCAACUCUCUUUAGCUCCGGGCUAACUCUCUUUAGCUCUCUGUAACUCUCUUUCGCUCCGGGCUUACUCUCUUUAGCUAACUCUCUUUAGUAGCUCUCACCUGUGUAACACUCCUCUGGCGGUCUGCGUGACUCCUCUCCUUUCUACCUGCACUCUGACCUCAGUUUUCCUCAGGUGUCUCCUCAUGUUGUCCCUCCUGAUCCUCUCUGUGUCUCCGUAACUGUUUGUGAGUUUUUCUGUUGUCAUGGUAACAAAAAUAACGAAACUUCCAGAACCUCCAACCGAUCAACAAAAACGUUAGAAACUGAAGCUGAAGUCCGAGCUGUCUGACUGUUUCUGGGAGGAUGAGGACUUACUUGGGCUCACCUGCAAAUCCUCACCUGGGCAUACCUGCACCUCCUCACCUGGGCUCACCUGCACCUCCUCACAGCAGUGAGUUCAUCCUCCUUCACCUCCAUCACCGUUAGCUGCUAAUGUUAGCUGAUCUUUUAACUGUGUGUGUGUGUGUGUGUGUGUGUGUGUGUGUGUGUGAGUGUGUGUGUGUGUGUUUAUCUGUGUGUGUGUGUGUCCAGCUGUAGAGAGGAUCACUUUAGCCCACUGUCCCCCUGUCCUCCAUCGUUUCCUCUUCAGCCAAUCAGAGGAGUUUCCAGUGUCCCACCUGGUGGUCAGAGCUCUGUGUGGAGCAGUCAGUGGUGCAGGUAAACUUCACGGGAGAAAAAAGCUUUACAUUUAUUUUUUAUAUUCUGAUUCAAGUGACUUUGACUCUUUUACACUGUGACAAAUUAAACAACCUGAUUACUUGAACUCAAUAAUAAUAAAAACAAUUACAAUGAUUGGAAAUAAAAGUCUUUGAACACCGGUUUAUUCCAGUCAAGAAUAGGGGUGACUGGGAGCUGUGUUACAUCUUUCUGUAACUUAAACCUUCAUGGUUCCUCUCCUCCUUUUCCUCAGCUCCUUUCCGAAUCAGAAUCAAAGUUGAUGGAGUUUGUUUUCCGGUCAUCACGCUCACAUCUCCUGUGUCGAUACAUACAUGCAGAAAUCACAAAAACAAAGAAAACAUUAAAAGAGAGCAUAUUUGGAUACAGUUUAUCUCAGAUGUUGGUUUAGUGUCCAUGUGUCAGUGGGGAAGAAACUAUUCUUGCAUCUGUCUGAGUCGGCUGUCAAAGACCUGUAGCACCUCCCAGAGGUCAUGAGUGUGAACAGGUGGUGUGUGUGGUCAGAGGUGAUUUUCAGUGCUUGCUGUGUGACGUGUCUCUGUGGAUGGGAGGGUGUGGUCAGUGAUUUUGGAUGAUCUGAUGAUUAAACAUUGAAUUUUUUGUGACUUUCUGCGUUUCUGUCUCAGACGAUUAUCGAUGAUGUGAGGAUACUCUCGAUCAUGACCAUGGGGAACUGAAGGAGGAUCAUGUGUCUGACUCUGAACUUUUCUCUAUUUGGCGUUUUUGUACAUUUCAUCUGCAUGUUGUUUCCAUCUGAGUGUGUUACUGAUGUGUGUACCGAGGAUAUUUGAAGGAGUCCCUGAUGGUUAUGUCUGUGGAGUUGAUGGAGAGGCUGUUUUGGGUGAGAAGUCUAUGAUGAGUUUUUUAGUUUUUGUUGAGCUGAAGGUUUUUGUUGUGACUGCUGUGGUGACCUGAGCAGGUUAGUGGUUUUCAUUAUUGUCAGUGAUAAGUCCAAUUAUUGUUGUAUUGUCUGUGUGUUUAAGGAUGGAUCCUGAGUUGUGAGCAUGUUUGUGUCGAGGUAGGACAGAUAGGACACGACCCUGAGAAACUCUGGCGCUGGUGGUCAGGGAUUGGGAUAAGAGGCCGCUCAUCCUGAGCCUGUGACCUUUUAGACAGGAAGCUCCUAAUCCAGAGCUCCUCUCCUCAGCUCCUUCCCUGAACUCCUCUCCUCAGCUCCUUCCCUGUGCUCCAUUCCUCAGAUCCUCUCCUCAGAUCCUUCCCUGGGCUCCUUCCCUGGGCUCCUUUCCUCAGCUCCUUCCCAGAGCUCCUUUCCUCAGCUCCUUUCCUCAACUCCUUUUCUCAGCUCCUUUCCUCAUCUUCUUCCCUCAGCUCCUUCCCUAACCUCCUUCCCUCAGCUCCUUCCCUCAUCUUCUUCCCUCAGCUCCUUCCCUCAGCUCCUCUCCUCAGCGCCUUUCCUCAGCACCUUUCCUCAGCUCCUCUCCUCAUCUUCUUCCCUCAGCUCCUCUACUUAGCUCCUCUCCUCAGCUCCUCUCCUAAUCUUCUUCCCUUAGCUUCUUCCCUGAGCUCCUCUCCCCACCUUCUUCCCUCAGCUCCUAUCCCCAGCUCCUUCCCUGAGCUCCUUCCGUUAGCUUCUUCCCUGAGCUCAUCUCCUCAGCUCCUUCCCUGAGCUUCAUUCCUCAGCUCCUAUCCUCAGCUCCUUCCCUGAGCUACUUUCCUCAGCUCCUCUCCUCAGCUACUUCCCUUAGCUCAUUUCCUCAACUUCUUUUCUUGGCUCCUUUCCUCAUCUUCUUCCCUCAGCUCCUCUCCUCAGCUCCUUCCCUGAGCUCCUUUCCUCAGCUCCUUCCCUGAGCUCCUCUCCUCAUCUUCUUCCCUCAGCUCCUCUGCUCAUCUCCUUCUCUGAGCUCCUUUCCUCAAGUCCUCUACUCAGCGCCUUUCCUCAUCUCCUUUAAUCAGCUCCUCUCCUCAGCUUCUUCCCUCAGCUCCUUCCCUGAGCUUCUCUCCUUAUCUUCUUCCCUCAGCUCCUCUCCUCAGCUCCCUCCCUCAGCUCCUUUCCUUCUCUUGCUUCCUCUGUUUCUGUCCCUCAGCUUAUUUCCUCAGCUCCUUUCCUUCUCUUGCUCAGAUGGUGAAUUUUUAAAUCUGUCUGUUCUGCUUAAAUAAAGUGAAUUUUUAAACCUUUAAAUAUUAUUCGUCAUUUGUAAAAAUCGAUUUGACCUGCGUGGCGUUGUUGUUCUGCGUUAGUUGAAGCGCAGAGACGAUGUGUUGUGUUCAGGUACGGCAACACCACUGAGACAAACCAGGCGCAGACUUAGAGGAAGAAGGUUUCCUGAGUUUGGACAGGACAGCAGAUCAGCUGAGAGACGUGGGUGGACAUGAUGGACAUGGGGAGCAGAUUCAUGUCUCUGACCGAAGUUACAGGAAGCACAGACAUGUUUGACAUUCUUUUCAAAUUAAAAGUCCUUUUUUCUUCUCCUUGACUUCCUGUCCUGAUAUAGACUUUUCCGUGAUGUUAUCAUAUUUAAAUAUGGUUGAAUUUGUGGUUUUUAUGCUUCAGUUUAAAAGUGUUAUCAUCUUUACAUGAAAAAAUCCAGAUUUAUAAACUGUCCUGGUCAGUCUCUCAGUUCUGGACGGUUAUGUUUGAUGGUUUGUCUGUCUGUCUGUCUGUCUGUCUGUCUGUCUGUCUGUCUGUCUGUCUAUCUGUCUGUUUGUAUCUCAGACGUUCACUUUGAGUUUUUGAUGAUAACGAGUUGUUAUUCUGGUUUGAUUUAACUUAAUGAACACAAACAUGUUAAAGUUUGAAGUUUGUCGUGAAAGGAGAGUUUUUUUAAAACUUUCAGCUCAUAACAAAGAAAGUCUAUCUAAUUUUUAACCCUUCAUCCCCCCCCAAGCUCUGUUUACUGGAUUCUCUCACAGCCUCCCUCUGACCUUUGACCUCUGGCUGGUGGCAGCUAUCUUCUUUAUUGGUAAGAAAAGUCACACUCACUUCUUCAUCUGAAGAAUCAUGUCCACAAUAAAAGACUGACACACACCUUUACCUGCUCAAAUGCUCCAGCUGUGUGUGCGGUGGGCGGAGCUUUGUCCUCCUCCUGCAGGUGUGCAGCAAUCCUCAUGUUUCCCAGCAUGCUCGGCUCUCGUGGGCGAGCUUACCUGAUGCUGUUGAUCCUGACGGUGCUCUGCAGAGGUGAGCGCACUCGCAGACACACACACACACACACACACACACACACACAGAUCCGUCUUUGGACUUCGAACCUCGACGAUGACAGAAAGUCGUCGUCAGAAUUCAGAAACUCUGAGGUCAAACAGGAAGUUAUCAAAAUAAGAUGAAGUCAAUAAAGUUAAUUUAAUCAUAUGAAAACUAAAUCAGGGAGAAUUCAGAAUAAAAGAAAUGAUUUCAAAAUAAAAGCUCGGUAAAAGACAGGUUUUUAGUUUCAAAACAAAGUGUCUGAACUUUCUUUAAAAGUUGUUUAUAUCUGUCUGUCGCCCUUAGUUUAGUUUUAAUGCUCGUUCAUCAAUUUCAUCAACAUUUUAAAAUCAUGAUGAUGAACUCUCAUAACUUCAAUUUAUUUUAAAAGUUUAUUAAUUUGUUUUUUAUAAUAAUCACAACUUUUCCUCCCAUUCAGAACUUUUUAUCUUUUCGGGCUUAGAUCUCUCAUUCAAUCAAUCAUUUAUUUGCAACGUUUCGGUACUAGACCUUUAUCAGGCAAACUGUUUUUUGUUCAAGAGAAGCCAUCUUAAAUAGGGAGUGGUCAUUUCUCCAUGACCAAUCCCAUUCUCACGCGUAAACACAGAGGGACAAUAUCAUCAUCAGGUAAUUUAACCAAAGAGACAGCAAAUAAACAACAAAACACUUUGUGUGACAUCAGCCUAAAGUAAUACCCACAUGUCCAGAAGAGAAAUCCAUAACAUAGUGAAUCCAUUACAAAUAAAUCAGCAUUUUAAAAUAUGUUUUAGGAGAUAAGUUUACAUUGUAAGAUAAAAACAGACAUAUUUAAUUAACAAAUCUCCAUAUCUAGUACAAAAGGGCAUAUCUAUCACCAAAAUAUACAUCUAAUAACAAUCAUCCAAAGUUCAUUUUGUGCAUUUUGAACUACACACACUUACAAUGACAGUGAAUGACAACAACAGAAAAAGUCAUCCAGAUACCGGCAACAUUAUGGCUGUGCCUAAUUUCUAAAAAAUGUGGAAUAUGCAAAGGUUUUCCUCAUCACCAAGAUUUUUUUACUAAUCAGAAGGGGCUCAAAAAAACUGUCUGCCUGAUGAAGGUCUAGUACCGAAAUGUUGCAAAUAAAUGAUUGAUUGCAAGUCGGACAGUUUGCAGGAAUCCCUUUAAAACAUUUUUUUUUUUUAAACUAUGACUGAAUUUUUGUUAAAUAACUUCACCAACCUCAAUCACAGAAUUAUGAUAUCUUAAUAUCUGUAAAUUUUAUAUCAUUAAGACUCUUAUUCUGACUUUACACUGUGACAAAAUCUCACCAUGAUUUAUUGAUUUAUUUGUUUCAUCACCAUUUGAUCGGCUAAUCCGGACUUUUCCCGCCACAACCGCGACUCAGUGUUUGUUCAUAAAGACAGACUCAGCUGGAGCCAGUUUCCCCUCACUGUGGAGCAGACUGUGGAGUCCCUCAGAAUCAGAAUCAGAAUCAGAAGGGGUUUUAUUGCCAUUGUCGAUGAACAGGAUUCAUAGACUAGGAAUUUGUUUUGGCAUGAUGGUGCAACAAUAAACAGAGAGUAAUAUAAAAUACUAGAAUAAAAACUAAUAAGAGCAUGCAAGAAAUAUAUAAAGUACAAAAGUAUAAAAAUAUAAAAGGUUAUGUACAAUGCUAUGUACAUUAAGUAUAAAAGGCUAUGUACAACUAUACAAUACAGAACAACAGUGCAGUGGGAGGAGUGCAAUUAAGUUAAAGUGACUGAGUUAUAACGGGUUCAUGAGUCCAACGGCAGAGGGGAAGAAACUGUUCUUAUGGCGGGAGGUUCUGGUCCGAAUGGACCGUAGCCUCCUGCCCGAGGGGAGAGUCUCAAAUCGUCCCUGUGCAGGGUGAGAAGGGUCAGUUAUGAUCUGACUUGCCCGUCCCCAAGUCCUGAAGACGUACAGGUCAUGGAGAGAUGGAAGGCUACAGCCGAUCACCUUCUCAGCAGAGCCCACAAUGCACUGCAGUCUGUGUCUGUCCCUGGCAGUGGCCCCGGUGUACCACACCGUGAUGGAGGAGCUGAGGAUGGACUCGAUGAUGGCUGUGUAGAACUGCACCAUCAGCUGGACUGGCAGCUUAGCUUUCCUCAGCUGCUGCAGGAAGUACAUCCUCUGCUGGGCCUUCUUGAUGAGGGAGCUAAUGGUUGGCUCCCACUUGAGGUCCUGGGUGAUGGUGGUGCCGAGGAAGUGGUAACAGUCCACAGAAGAGAUGGGGGAGUCAGUGAGGUCUAGGGAGGGCAGGGGGGCUGUGGCUUUCCUGAAGUCCACAAUCAUCUCCACUGUCUUCUGGGCGUUGAGCUCUAGGUUGUUGCUGCAGCAUCAGGUCACCAGCCGGUCCACUUCCAUCCUGUAGGCAGACUCAUCUCCAUCCAAAAUGAGUCAGAUGAGGGUGGUGUCAUCCGCAAACUUGAUGAGCUUUACGGAGUCAUGGUUGGGGGUGCAGCAGUUGGUGUACAGGGAGAAGAGCAGAAGGGAAACUACACAGCCCUGUGGAGAUCCUGUGCUGAGAGCCUGAGUGUCAGAGACAUUCAUCCCUAGCCGAACACACUGACUCUGGUCUGUCAGGAAGUCUGUGAUCCACCUGCAGGUGGAGUCAGGUACGUGGAGCAGGGAAAGCUUGUCCUGGAUCAAAGCCAGAAGGAUGUUGUUGAAUGCAGAGCUGAAGUCCACGAACAGGAUCCUAGCGUAGGUUCCUGGGGAGUCCAGGUGCUGCAGGAUGAAGUGCAGGGCCAGGUUUAUGGCAUCGUCUACAGACCUGUUGGCUCUGUAGGCAAACUGCAGAGGGUCCAGGAGGGGGUCGGUGAUGGACUUCAGGUGGGAUAAAACCAGGCAUUCAAAGGUCUUCAUGACUACAGACGUAAGAGCCACCAGCCUGUAGUCAUUAAGUCCAGUUAUAAGAGGUUUCUUGGGGACAGGAACAAUGAUGGAGGACUUGAAACAGGCUGGAACAUGGCAUGACUCCAGGGAGGUGUUGAAGAUCCCCAUGAAGACUGGAGCUAGCUCAUCAGCGCAGUGUCUCAGAGUGGCAGGUGAGACACAGUCCGGGCCAGCAGCCUUGUGUGGACUCAGCCGCUUACACAGUCUGUUUACUUCCUCUUCCCGGACUGAGAGGGCAGCGGGGGGAGGGGGGUCCAGAGUGGUUGGAUUUCCAGUUGUGUGGGGGGUGAGGGGAUGUGAGUCCAUGACUUCGAAGCGUAAAUAGAAGUCGUUCAGGUUGUUGGCUAGUUUCAGGUCGUCAGUUGGUCAGGUGCUUUGGGCUUGUAGUUGGUAAUCUCUUUCAACCCCCUCCACACCGAGGCAGGGUGAUUGGCAGAGAAUCUUUGCUCCAGACGUGCAUUGUACCUGGCUUUAGCCUUUGCCACCUCCUUGCUAAAACUUUACUUGGCACAUUUGUAGCGGUCUCUGUCACCUUCCCUGAUAACCACCUCUUUCUGCUGACGGAGCUGCCGGAGCUUUGAUGUAAACCAGGGCUUGUUGUUGUUGUAUUUCACCCUGGUAUGCUGUGGGAUGACGCUGUCUUCACAGAAAUGAAUAUACAACGUCACAGUGUCUGUGUAAUUGUCUAAACUGUCUGUAGAAGCCUUAAAUAUCCCAGUCUGUGGUGUCCAAGCACAUGCGAAGCACCUCCACAGCUUCACUGGUCCACACUUUGGAUGUCCUCACUACAGGUUUACAGAGUUUUAGUCUCUGUCUGUAUGCGGGGAUCAGGUGAACCGUGGCGUGAUCUGAGAGUUCCAAAGCUGUGCGAGCCACAGCGCAAUAGGCACCACUCACUGCAGUGUAACAGUGAUCUAAUGUGUUCCCCUCUCUGGUCAGGCAUGUUACAAACUGUUUGUAUUUUGGUAGUUCCUGACUGAGAUUUCCUUUGUUAAAAUCACUGAGUAUUAUAACCAAGGAGUCUGGAAAAUUCCUCUCUACGCCCAUAACCUGCUCCGCAAGUGCAUGCUCGGCCUCGUGCACGUCCGCACUUGGUGGAAUGUAAAUGUGAAUGUGAAUUUCCCAGUUUGGGAUCAAUAAAGUAUAUCUAUCUAUCUAUCUAAACAGAGCAGAGUAUGAAUGAGACAAACUCACGUGGAGAGUAGAACAGUUUGCAGUUUAUGAAGAGAUAUUCCAGAGACGGAGAACAGUUUUGGGAGAUCACAGUCACGUCGGAGCACCAGGCAUUGUUGGUGUAGAAGCAGACUCCUCCACCCUUUGUUUUCCCACCGGAGAGUACACGAUCUCUGUCUGUACGGAGGAGCUGAAAACCCUCCAGUUGUAAGUCCAGGGGUCAGUGUUUGGACCUGAUGACACUCAGCUGGAUCUCCCUGGAGAACCAAACACACCUAAACCUGCUCAAACCCCACAGACUGAAAAACCCAGAACCAGAACCAGAACCAGCUUUAUUAGACAAGUAUGUGUACACAUACAAGAGACUGGACCCCAGUCGAGUUUCCCCUCUGUGUUCAAACCAAACUUAAGCUGAAACUGCAGAUCCAGGAUGGCCAUUUAAUCAAACAUGAACAAACUUGGACAAGAGCUGAGUCCGAGACCGCACAGAGGUUUACAGUUAUCAAUCAGGAUGAAGUUUUUCCAGAACUGGGUCAGAGGAGACAGAGCUUUUCCUGCUCCUACAUUAUGGAAUGAUUUACCUCUCCACAUUAGACGAGCUCCUUCACUGUCCACUUUUAAAACCUGUCUAAAAAGACACUUUUAUUCCUUGGCUUUUGAUCCAGCAUGAGUUCACACUGCAGGUUAUGAUGCACAAUUCGGAUUUUUUGUUAAAUCUGAUCUUUUUGUGCGGUCAUUCACAUUACAACAACGAAUGCGGCAUCUAAUGUGAACGGAAUGCGUCCGUGAAGUGACCCGCAUGCGUGGUGGUGUGAAUACAUUUCAAAUAUAGCCAUGUUACAUUAUGGUACUUUGACAGGGGUACAUGAUUUAUUAGAGAUUAAGUAUAGGUACAUACAUACAACAUAACAAAAUACACGUAGGUCUCAGUUGACGUUACAGCCUGUCAUCAGUUACAGGACUAAACCAGGAUUCAGUUUUGUGUUUAAAUGCAACAUUUUGAAGACACGUUAUCACUCAAGAGACAUAUUUCGUAAAUUGCUUUGACAACAGUGCUAUCCUUCAAUCAUAAACUUAUGAAUAACUCACCUGGGCUGGCUGCUGUGGUGGUGCCUGGAGAGUCAGCGGGGUCCUCUAUGGAGCUGUCAAGCAGCUCUAAAGGCAGACAGCUGGGUUUGUCACCCAGAAUUUUAUCCAGCUCUUCACAAAAUGGACAGGUUACACGGCCGCGUCCACUGCUUUGGCUCAUGUCCUUUGUCUCUUUAUAUUUACCGCAAAGGCUUUUGACUUUCUGCUGGCACUGUAGCCAGGAAUGCUCGAUGCCUUGCUUGGCCAAUUCCUUGGCAAUUUCCUCAAAAAUCACCCAGUUACGGUAUGAGCCCUUUAUUUUGGCUUGAACUGACUGGUCUCCCCAUAUAUAUAUCAACUCUAGUGUUUCUUUUUUCGCCACUGGCUGUUCACCGUUCCCUCAUCCGCCAAUGCUUUCUGAGCCUGUUUGUGUUGUCAAGCAAUGGUGACGUUUGUCGCAGAUUGGUGAUGUAUAGGUCGGAAGAACGCGACCUGAGUGUCCAUACUACAGUCACAUCGGAUACAUAUCCGAUUUAUAUCCACAUACAAAAGAGGCCUGGGUCGGAUUUGAAUAAAUCUGAAUUGCACUGUUCACACUUACAUGAAAAAAUCAGAUAUGUGUCACAUAUGGAUUCAGAUUCAAACAACUUCAUUUAUUCCCUAAGGACAAUUCCAUUCACAGUUACCCUGCCGUUUGAUCUAUCCGAACACACAAAUCAGCAGACAAACAAACCAGACAAGUGCAAGACAUUAAUAGCAGCCAGUAGACAACAACAUUCCCUUGUCAGUACUCAUAGAUCAGCGGGAUCAGCAAUAAAUAGCUAAAUAAGUACAAUAAGCUCAAGUUCCACAGAGCAAUGGUUAAAAUACAAUAAGAUCCACAAGUAUGAGACACAAGAUAAGAAAUAAAACACUCCUGAAGCUCCAGUUCAGCACAGGCCACAUAUGACUAUCAGCCUACUUCCUGGCAUUUAAAAGCCUGAUGGCUGAGGGGAUAAAAGAGUUUGAGUAUCUGUUCGUUUUCCUUGAGGGUGCAUAGUAGCGCCGCCAAGAAGGCAUAAGAAGAAAGUCAGAGAACAGAAUAUGUCCAGGCUGAUCCAAAAUUCCUCUGGCUUUCUUGACCACACGCUUCUCCCAAAGAGAGCUCAGGUCUGUCAUCUGCACUCCUAUAAUCUUGGAGCGGACUUUAACAAUCUACUUCAGGCUGUUUCUGUUCUUUACUGAUAGUCCAAUAAAUCAGCAGAUGAAAACGUUAACAGACUUUCAAUAAAAGAAUGAUAAAAACAAGAUAAAAUCCCCUCAGAAACACCAAAGGAGUUCAGCUUCCACAACAAGUAAAUCCUUUGUUGGCCACAUUUAACUAUUGACUCUGUAUUGCACACGAACUUUAAGUCAGAGUCAAACACAGUUCCAAGAUACUUUUAGGAGUCCACGAUUUGCACACUUUCUCAUGGAUGAUGCUAGCCUCGGGUGAAAGCCCUGGGCCUUUCCUUCUGAAGUCAAUGAUCAGUUCCUUUGUCUUUUGGACAUUGAGGUUGAGGAGGCUGUUGUCACACCAUUCAACAAACACUGAUAAAGCAUCCCCAUGACCUGACUCAGAACCCUCAAGAAGAGACAGCAGAGCCGUGUCAUUGGAGAAUUUGACAAGAUAGCUGCUGUCUUGGCUAGCCCUACAGCUGUCUGUGUACAGGAUAAAAAGCAGGGGAGAGAGGACACAGCCCUGAGAACCAGUGUUGGAUAAUAAUAGUUUGGACAUGUGACCAUUUACCAGGACCCGUUGGACUCUAUUUGUUAAAAAAUUCAAGAGCAGUAGUAAAAUCUGACUCAGCAAUUUAAAAGAAGAGGGGAGUCUCUUGAUUAAAAUAUGAGGCUUUAUUAAAGGGGACCUGCCAUCAAAAUUUCAUACCCAUUUUUAUCAUUUUUUCAUAAUCCUUGAUAUCUUCUGAUCAUGUUUGCAACAUAAUUUUAGCUGAAAGUUAUUUGAUGGUUUGUUUUAGUAUGCCUGAAAACCAACUGAUUUUGGCUCAUUAACAUUUAUAGUAAUGAGCUUUGCUCUGAUUUGAUCGCUGCUGUGAAGCCUGCUGUGCUCUGAUUGGCUCAGCAGUGGAGGUUUUGAUUUCGGUUUAGCCAUUGUUAUUAUGCUAGUAGCAUAUGCUAAUGUGUGCUAAAGUAAGGUGCCCAGAUGUCUGUAAUGAUAUCCAGGGAUAUUCGGUGCGGCGGCGGCAGGGGCUGCAGGGGCUGCAGGGGCUGUGUGAUCAAACAAAAUUUCGGUACUUUUUAGUAGCAGCACAUGCCCCUUGUAAUAACCCCCGUAAGAACUGUUGUUCAGGACUGCUUACUUGUGCUUCCUACCUAUUCGGCUACUGUAAUAACCGUUGUUCGAGCCCACACGCAACAUUUUUGCUCUCAUUCAUGAAACGCUUAAAUCAGGGACAUUUUCAGGGACAGCUUUUGCCGGGGACAGGUCAUCCAAUUCGGGGACUGUCCCCGGAAAUCAGGGACGUCUGGUCACCUUAUGCUAAAGGCUAAAAACGGCAGGUAUUAAACCAUAUAUUUUAGACCCCGAGUCCGAAGAGGAGGUGGAAGUUUUCCCAGCAGGGAACCGAAGGAAACACCGGUCGUUUGGAAGAGACCCAUAGCGGAUACAGUGGUAGCUGGGUCUCGCUCUGGCUGUGACUGAGUACGAGAACGAGAGAGUGGGCGCGGCUCACCAAGGACACGCUCGUGAAUAAUAAUGAGCAAUGUCAACGCAAUGUCAGAUUGACCUGCUUUUUCAAUUGGCCUGGUUUACCCGUUCCUUUAUUUUAAACCUUUACAGAAUGCAAAUGACGUAAUGGUUUGUUUUCACAUUUACAACAUAAGACGAACAUAAUAUGGACCUUAUCUGACACAAAAAAACCCCAAAAUUACAUUUUUAUGGCAGGUCCCCUUUAAAAAGGAGGCUUUAUUAAAAGCUGAUAAAAAUUCAGCAAAUAAAAGUCUAGCAUGACAUCCUGUUUUUUCAAGGUGCCUAUAAACUCUGUCUAAAAUAAGAAGCUUGGCAUCCUCCACACUUCUCCUGGCUUGAUAGGCAAACUGUAGAGGGUUGAGUUUGCCCUCAAUUAAGGAGAUGACUUCUUCUUUUAAAAUGUUUUCAAAUGAUUUCAUCACCAAGGAUGUCAGGGCCACAGGUCAAAAAUCAUUUAAAUCUUUUGGUUUAUUUGACUGAGGCACAGGAAUUAUGGUAUGGCAUGGUCUUUAUUGUCAUUGCAACUGUGCACAACGAAAUUGCAUUUACAGAUGUGGAAAGUACACACAAGAGGGAGGGAGAGGAGGAGGUACCUGGACUGACUCCACUCAUUAAUAUGAGUGCAGUGACAGAAAAACCCUCAGCAACAUGAGCACAUUACUGACACCACAUACACAGAGAUUCGGAGACAUGCUAUGGUUGUGGGGGGUGAGUAGUGGAAUGGGUCAUCAGUGAUGGUAGGAAGCCCACAGCUGCUGCCCACAGGCGCAGCCAGUCAGGGUACCACCCACCGCACUGAGGGGUGAAGCGUCAAAGGCGUUAGGUGGGGGAGAGGUGAGUGUGUGCGUAUGUGCAUGUGUGUGAAGGUUCAUGGAUGUGUGUGUGCGUAGGCCCAGGAGGUCACUCCGUCCAUCGCCACAAUCUUGGUGCCGCAGGGUGUCAGCGCGAUAGCACAGCGGUUGUUGUGGUGAUGACCUUGAUUGAGUUCCAGACAAAGUCAACAAUCUGCAGGUGUCCGUGAAGGAGGGGGUUGGGGAGGAAAGUUCAGAGCGUCGAAUUGCUGAGAUCUCCUGGAGGAGUUGUGCCAGCAUCGACCUUGGCCAAGGCCGAUACCGAGGGAGCGGAAUAGUGGAUUAGAAUAUUUGGGUUAGAGCGAGUAGCCACAUUCCAAUAGACUUCGGCUACUCUGAUUGUCCAUCCUGGUCUCUAUAUCGAUCCAUUGUCUUCUGCAAAGUCGAAAGCCUCUCCAAAAUGACAUUUCCCUUGCAAUCCCCAAUCAUUCAUUGAUGUUGAAGAUUGGAGACCGCCCCAGAAAGAGUUCCUACGGCUUUGCCCACCUCAAAAAUCAUGACGGGCAGCCUUUGGGGGCUCUUGACCACUGCCAGCAUCUCCUUGUUUGUAGAUAAAUCAGGGCAAAAGCCAAACAGCAACAGACCUGUUAUCAUGGUUCCGAAAAGGUAGACAUCUUCCACAUCCUCCAUGGAAAGGACCGACAGGCACGCGACACGCCACUUCCCCCAGCUGUCCAUCACGUAGCCCACGGCGGACGUUCCGUCGGGGCAGGCAGGUUCCCCCGAAACCUCCAAUCUUGUCACUCGCGUUGAGAGACCAGUUGAUCAAUUCCAUGGUUGGUUUCGGAGAUCAGGCAGUGAGAAGCUCUGAGAGUUUCAGACAAAACGGGACGAGACGAAGAGGCAAAGCAGGGGGCAGGGAGAUAGGGGAGAGGGGAGAAAUGCGACCGCCUUUCGUUGAGAGCCGGAAGGAACUAUGAUUGUUGCUGUUUUCCAAAUCAAUGGAAUCUCACUCAAAAGAUAAGUGAACACCUCACUGAGCUGGACAGCACAGUGACGCAGUGUGCGUCCACAGAUGAAGUCAGGGCCAGCAGCCUUCCUAAUGUCAACUCUACUGAACAAAGAUGUGACUAUUUCCUGGGCAAUCACCAAGACAGAAUCAUUAACAAGGGACGCUCUCAACAUGGAAAUAUUACAAAGGAAAUCAGACCUUUUCCAAUGAGAAAAAAAUGAAUUAAAGACGUCUGCCAAGUCAUUGUCACUCACAUCACUGACUGUGACAGGAUGCUUAGUUUGAGUGGACUGGUUGAUGGAUGCCAUGGACUUAAUUCCACUCCAGGCUGCCCUAAGGUCUCCCCCACUAAACUGGUUUUCAAUUUUAUUCCUAUACUCCAAUUUUGCCGUCUUUACUUCUGCCUUUACCUCCCUGGAGGUAGCUUUUAUCUCUAGUGGCACCCCAGAAUAGAAGACCCUUUUCUUAUUAUUGAUGACUGAUUUCAGUUCUUUUGUGACCCAAGGCUUAUUAUUUGGGUAAGUAGCCACCUUCUAAGUUGGAAUAACCAGGUCCACACAAAAAGUAAUGUAAGAGGAUAUUGUCUCUGUAAGUUUGUUCGUAUCCUCACAUGCAUUGUAAAAGCACUGCCAGUCUGUGCACUCAAAGCAUGCUUGAGGAGAGGAAAUGCUGCUUUCUGACCACUUUUUUACCGUCUUUUCCCCAUUUUUGAGGCUGAAAGUGAGGAAUGUACAGGGGAAAUGUACAAUGAGAAAAACACUGUUGUGAUAAGAAGCACCAAAAGACGGCAUAGGCAGAGAUUUAUAAGUUUCACUGACUGAGCCAUAACACAGAUCCAAAGUUGUGUUCUUCCAUGCACAGGUGACAUAUUGAUCAUAAGUUCUCAGAGUUUUGUCAAGUUUACAAUGAUUAAAAUCCCCAAGGAUAAAUUUGGGUGCAUCUGGGCAUAUCGAGUCCACAAAUUGCGUGACGUCAGCAAUCAGCUGGGCAGCAGCUGACGCAUUGGCUCGUGGAUGAAUGUACACUAAAGUGAAAAACAGUUGUUGGAAUUCGCGAGGCAGAUACAACGGGCGGAGAGAGAUAGACAGCAGCUCGAUAUCUGCCGUACAUAUCCUCUUCCUGACCACGACGGUUUUACAGUACCUUUGGUUUACGUAGAAACAUACUCCUCCUCCGCGACUCUUCCCGGUGGCGUCCGGGGACCGGUCCAGCCAAAUAGGGCAUCCAAACCCACUUAGCUGCAGGUCAGAGUCUGGGAACGAUUCACCGUGCCAUGUUUCCGUAAAAGCAAGGAGACAUGUGUCUUUUAUUUCCCUUUCGAACUUGGCGCUCGCCUCCAAUUCAUCUAUUUUGUGCCGGAUAGACUGCACAUUUGACAGCAGGACAGUGGGAAGAGGCGGAAGCUUACGGCGGCUAUCAAGCCGGAGAUUCUUCAGUCUACAGUGAAUUCCACCUCUUCUUCCCCAUUUCCUACCCUCCUUAGAUGGCUUACGAAGCUCCGCCGGAAUGUUUGCAGGAACAUUGCCGGCUGUAGACAUGGUUAAAGGGGACCUGCCAUCAAAAAUGUAAUUUUGUGUGUUUUUGUGUCAGAUAAGGUCCAUAUUAUGUUCGUCUUAUGUUGUAAAUGUGAAAACAUACCGUUACGUCGUUUGCAUUCUGUAAAGGUUUAAAAAAAAAGAAACGGGUAAACCAGGCCAAUUGAAAAAAAAGGUCCUUCUGACGUCGCACUGACUUUGCUCAUUAUUAUUCACGACCGCGUCCUCGGUGAGCUGCGCCCACUCUCUCGUUCUCAUACCCAGUCACAGUCAACAUCACUCUCCAGCCAGAGCGAGACCCAGCUACCGAUGUAUCCGCUAUUGGUCUCUUCCAAACGACCGGUGUUUCCUUGGGUUCACUGCCGGGAAAAUGAACUUAAAGCUGGGCAGAAUGAAUGAGAAAACACCGCUGGAGAUCUCCGGCUUCUUCUUCAACUUCCACCUCCUCUUCGGACUCGGGGUCUAAAAUAUAUGGUUUAAUACCUGCCAUUUUUAGCCUUUAGCAUAAGGUGACCAGACGUCCCCGAUUUCCGGGGACAGUCCCCAAAUUGGAUGACCUGUCCCCGGCAAAAGCUGUCCCCGAAAAUGUCCCAGAUUUAAGCGUUUCAUGAAUGAGAGCAAAAAUGUUGCAUGUGGGCUCGAACAACGGUUAUUACAGUUGGUAGGAAACACAAGUAAGCAGUCCUGAACAACAGUUCUUACGGGGGUUAUUACAAGGGGCAUGCGCUGCUACUAAAUAGUACCGAGAUGUUGUCUGUGAUCACGCAGCCCCUGCACCCCCGCUGCCGCCGCACCGAAUGUCCCAGGAUUUCAUUACAGACAUCUGGGUACCUUACUUUAGCACACAUUAGCAAAAUGGAUAAACCGAAAUCCAAACUUCCACUGCUGAGCCAAUCAGAACACAGCAGGCUUUACAGCAGCGAUCCAAUCAGAGCAAAGCUCAUUACCAUAAAUGUUAAUGAGCCAAAAUCAGUUGGUUUUCCUGUAAGGUUUUUUAGGCAUACUAAAAACAAACCAUCAAAUAACUUUUCAGCUAAAAUUAUGCAAACAUGAUCAGAGGACAUCAAGGAUUAUGAAAAAAUGAUAAAAAUGGGUAUGAAAUUUUGAUGGCAGGUCCCCUUUAAAAAAUCGGAAUUGACCUGCAGUGUGAACACAGCUUUUUAUUGCCUUUUUAUUAUCACUAUUUCUUGUUGUUUUAUGUUUUUAUGUUAUUAUGUACAGCACUCUGUGUUAGCUUUGGUUGAGUUGAGAGUUUUAGUGAGAGCUGCUGUGGUCCUCUCUCCAUGAUGAGACGGUCUCUAACAGGGUCAAUCUGAAGGUCAGGGUCAGUCUGAAGGUCAUGGCCUAACCAUGGUCAGUUUUUGUUGUAGGUCCUGUCUCGAACAUUCGCAGAAACUUGGAGACGGCGGCGCUGUCGGUCAGCUGUAACCUGGACCUGCAGGUCCAUCACAGCAGGAUCCUUUGGAGAGACGCCAUCAGACCGUUCGUCCUCAUCACACAGGACCUCAUGGUGAGAGUUAACAUCUGACCUUCUGAGCUGAAGAUCAUUGAUCAGUUUUAACCAUCAGAAAUAACCAGGAAGUGUCUGUGUGGAGGCUGAGCUUUGAUUGGACAGGAGGACUGACCUUCCUCCUCUUCUUCAGGAUGAUGAAGAAAAGUUUCAGUCUGAGGCUCUGAUCGUCAGCAGGAAGUUUCAGAACAUCAGAGACGAGGUCGUCCUUCAGUACGGAUAUGACCGCUUCAAAAACCCCACUGCCGCCACCGCCAUGGGCAACAGCACGCAGCAGCAGUUCAGCGCCAAGACCAUGAUGCAGUGUGACAGUGAGAGGAGCGCUGAUCUGAACAUGUUUGAUUUUAUCAAGACUGUGUGUUCAUGUAUGUGUGUGUGUGUGCGUGCGUGCGUGCGUGCGUGUGUGUGUGUGUUCUCCAGGUGUGGUGGAUGAGGGUGUGCAGCGAUGUGCUGAUUGGUUCAGCCUCAGGUGGGCGAAGUGUAUGGAGGCGAUCCCUGUCCCCGUCGUUAACCAUGUGCUCUGUGUGUCCAUGAAGUUCCACUUCCUGUGUGGGGUCUUGAGAGGUGAGAGGACACUGUGGUUGACCUUCACUUCUCGCUCUCCUAAAUCAAGACCUCCUCUGCAUCAUCAUAUCUUCAUUGAGGUCCUCAUUGAGUUAUUAGACCUUUGUUCCUCCCCCUCCUCCUUCUCCUCCUCCUCUCCUCUUCCUCCGCCUUCUCCUCCUCCCAGUCAUGACUCCAUGGUGUAGGGAGCAGAUUCCUGUGGAGGAGAACUUUGGUCAGCUCUUCGAUCAGUUAAACUCCUCAGUUCACCUCCUCUCCAAGGAGUUCAGCACACAGCUCCUCCUACAGGUCAGAGACCAUAAAGACACCUGGACUGACUCCUCCUCCUCUAACACCUGGACUGACUCCUCCUCUAACACCUGGACUGACUCCUCCUCCUCUAACACCUGGACUGACUCCUCUGUACGCUCAGUUUAUUGAAUCUCUAUUUGACCUUUGACCUCUUGCAGGAGCAACAGGAGCAGGAGGUGCUGAGUGGACCGGUUCUGGAUGAGGAGUUCACUAAAGCUGUCAGAGGAAACCUCCAGAACCUGAACAGGAUGAUGGAGCAGCUCCUGGAGGUCCUGCAGCUACUCCUCUCCUUCUCCUUCAUCACCAUCAUCACUCAGUAAGACCCACACGCCACCUCCUCCUCCUGCUCACCACAACAAUGACCCUCUUCUCCUCCUUCUUCUCCUUCUCCUGUUCCUUCUCCUCCUUUUCCUCCCCAGAGCGUUCAGUUACCUCCGCCAGUACAGGAGGGAUGUCUGCUUUGAUAACUUCUACAUCACCACCUACUUCAGACAGAUCGACACACGCAGGAUGAGAGCGGUACCAUCAUCAUCUCCAUCAUCUCCAUCAUCUUCAUCAUCCUCAUCACCUGGGUCUGUCUCUGGUUUAUUGUUCUUCUGUCUUGUCAGGGGAAACGUCACCUGCUGCCUCUGAACCAAUCAGAGAAGAAGAAGUUGGUGGACCCCUGGAGUCCAAGACUCCAUCCUGAGGAGCUCAGACAGAUGGUGGGUCCAGCUCAAACACUGGUACUCUCAGGGUUUCAUUUUGGAGCUGGUCUCUGAGGACCCCUCAGUUCAUGAAGAACUGGUCUAAGGGGGACUUCACACCCAGCUGCAGAUGGUCAAGACUGGAUCAGGUGUUCCUGUGAACACCUGAUCCAGUCUGAGUCAGAGGGGCACAAACUCAGACAAGGUACUGCAUGGAAUACUCCAGACCUGCAAGAGGAUUUAGGUGGAAAAACUGUUACCCAGGACUUUCAACGCAUACAGAACAGCGGCGAUUUUUGUCGUCCACCAGUUCCUACUGGAUCCGUUUGUGAGGUGAAUUUCGUGGCGGAUUACAGACAGCGGUGAUCACGAGAACUCACAAGAACCCAUGGAUUCACAUUCAAUAUAGAGAUAGUUGUCUCUAUAAAGACUGCUACAUAGACAUAUAAGCAGUAGAUUCUGUGCUUCCAGAGGAGAAAUUCUACUUCUAGACUUCUAGAAUCAGCAUCUCCUCAUCCAUGGUGUAAUCGGGGUGGAAUGACGUCUAAAAAACGUUCACUUGUUCGGCUCCGCCCAUUUGCAUGAUGUGAAAUACGAUCCUCCUUAAACACGGAGUGUUUCAUUUUGAAAAGAAACCAGAUGCUUUAUUUUGUGUCUGUGCCUGACUUCCUUUCCUGCACGGGUUAAUCUGUGCUGGAUUUAUGCACCAUAGAACUCUUGUGAUCAGCUGUGGAGUCCGGCAAUCUGCAGCGGAACGGAAAGAAGCUGGUGGAAAUUGACACAUUAACUUGAAUAGUUACAAUCAGUUAUGAUCAGAGGAUACAACGUUUUCGUAGACGUUCAGGAUGAGGUGGAAACUGGGAGUCAGGCAGGGAAGGAUCUGCACUGAGGUCUGGGUCUCUUUCAGGUUGAAUCAGGGGUCACUGUGUGUGUGUGUGUGUGUGUGUGUGUGUGUGUGUGUGUGUGUGUGUGUGUGUGUGUGUGUGUGUGUGUGUCUCAGACAUCGGGUGUGUUUCAGGUUUUCUCCGUCGCUCUGCUCUCUCUUGUCCUUCUGUCCAUCGACUUCUCUCUCCACCACGUGUUGGACAUCAUCAGCAGACACACCUUCAUCCAGCUCAACCUGACCAGUGAGCGCACACAGGCACACACGCACGCACACACGACACAAAUAUACACACGCACUCUUUAACGUCAAAGAGGACGACUACAGGAAGUCCUCUCUGCAGGUCAUCAUCAGGUGGACAUCAGAGUGGGCGGAGACUCCAUGAUGGCCCGCCUCCUCAGGAAGACUGUGUCAGCUUUCAACAGCUCUUCAGUCCUCGACAUUCGUGCUGACAACCAGGGUAAGUCUUUUCUAUUUUUUUAUUUUUUAACUAUUUACAUUUUUAUUUAUUUUGUAACUCUUUAUUUACUUUUUGCAUCUUUUGACUCUUUAUUUACUUUUUUUUUUUAAUCUUUUAAGAUCAUAUUUAUUUUUUUCAAUAAUUUAUUUACUUUUUUAAAACUCUUUUUUAAAACUCUUUAUUUACUUUUUUCUUAACUCUUUAUAACUUUUUUUUUUAAACUUUUUUUUUUAACUCCUUAUUUAUUUUUUAAAACUCUAUUUAUUCUCUUUAUAACUCUUUAUUUACUCUUUUUAAAUCUUUCUAAACUCGUUUUUUCCCUGUGUUCUGCUGUCUGUUUGCUCUUUAAUGCUUGAGGGUGUCUUCAGCAUGUUUCACAUGGCAGUGCUCUGAUCUUCCAACAGAGGGCGACAGCCUCAUUAAGAUCAUGUCCUCUUUUCUCUCUGAGAAACUGAACAGUGAUGAGACAAUGACCCUCAAACUCAGAUGACCGGCUGUGUGUUUGUUUUGUGUGUGUGUUUUCCCCUUUUGUCUCACCAUAGCUGCCCAGGUGAAGUCACUGAGUGACAAUUUUGAAGACUUGUGUCCAUUUGUGUUGUGGUGGCGACAGUCACUUUUGUUGGAUCUUUUGUGUGCUGUUUGUGACAGAUAGUGUUGUAGUUCUGACUACUUUUGCUGACCCGUUUGUGUGUGACUGUUCACGCCACUUUAGUGUUAGACAUCUGUUACUGUGUGUGGUAUUGGCAAAUUUUGUGUUUUGCUCUUUGUGUUUGUGUUAACCUCAUGGUAGAAGCCAUUUUGCUUUGUGGGAGUGGCACCCACUUAAUUGGCUACUUUUGGGAUGGAUGCGCUUAAAUUUGGUUGCAGCAUCUUCUGUGGCCCUAAUGAUUGAAUAAGGUUUUGUGUUCCUCAUGACCCAUUUUGCACCUUUUUGUCAGCAGUGGUUGUCUUCAGUUUUGGUGAAGAGUGAAUUUUUUUUUUUUUUUUUUUUUUUUUUCAAGCUUGUGCAGUGGCCUGUGUUUUGUGACACACAGUCUUGGUGAGUAACACCAAUUUAGUUAGUUUCAUGUUUUAAUAUAGUUGGCACAAUGCACUUUAAUUCAAUGAAUUGUUGAAGGUGUUUUGUUAAUUUAAUGGGUCAAAAGAUGAGGAUAGUUGUUAGCCCCAUAGGGCUGCCUUCGGGUGGGGCGUAACAUUCAGUCGACCUUGAAUUCUCUAAUAUCCUUCUAACUCGCUCUGAUUGUGUCGGCUGCAGGACUUGAAGUUUGUCAUGUUUUAUUGAAUGAUACUAACCCCCUCCCCUUUUAUCCCCCUCCCCCAGUGUGUGUGUCUUCCCCCUCCUCCCUCCCAGCAGGUGUGUAUAUCAGCUGUGUCUUUUGUGUCCUGCUGGUGGCGCUCUUUAGCUGUCUGCAGGUUUACACCAACCGCCUCAGACGGGCCAUCGCCGCCUUUUUCCACCCAAAGGUACGAACAGGUCAUGUGACAGGUGACAAGAGCAGGUGUCUGAACUACAAACGAUCAUAAAAACUACAAAGAUGGGGGGAGCGUGUACCUGCAGGGCUGUGACCCACUGUCCAGGUGUUCAGGGUCAGAACUCAAUGACCAGGACGGGAUGAUAAUGCAGCAGUUUAAGGAAAGUGCUGAGAGCAGAGAGUGAAGUCUUUGUAAUGAGAUUACAGUUUGGACAGAUGAGCUCGUCAUUACCUGAGGAUCAGGACCAAUCAGAGCUGCCCGCUGUCCCCAACAGACCAGGAUUAGAGACAAUACACCUGAGGGACAAAAGGAACCUGAACCCUGAAACAACGCACUGAUGUCACUACCUCUCUCUCUCUCUCUCUCACACACACACACACACACACACACACACACACACACACACACACACACACACACACUCACUGUGUUUAAACUCUAUUAGCUGCAGUAAAUCUGAUCAGAGAGACAAUUAAUGUAAGGGGAUCAGAGCGAAGCAGGAGGGCGAGAGACAGAGAGAAAGCGAGAGAGAGAGAGAGAGAGAGAGAGAGUAAGAGUUUUCAGUUUUGUUUUUAUCGAUCAUUUCCACAGUGACUCUUCUCAGUCUCCCUCGAUGAACACAUAUGAGUGUAAAACAAACAGAUUUAAAGCUGCAGUAGGGAGUUUUUAUGACGACAACGACGGCAAAGGAGUUUAUAAAUUCAGACAUUUGAAGCUGAGAGCAGAGGAAGUGUCAGACAGGCAAACCUUUAAACACUACUUCAUCAGAACCAGAACCAGAACCAGCUUUAUUGGCCAAGUCUCCCACACAUUCAAACAGUCUGAGUCAAGUGAACUUCGCCCUCCGUGAACAAACACUAAUCAUGUUCUGGCUGUGAUGAUGGGAUGGUGAGGGCUGAUGAGUGAGUGAAGCAUAUGUACAUUUAAAGGGGGGAGGGGGCAAACUUGACCGGACAGAAAGUUCCUCUUUGGUUCCUUUUUGUGUCUAAAUGUUUUAAACUCUAACCCUAACUCUGUGUGUGUGUGUGUGUGUGUGUGUGUGUGUGUGUGUGUGUGUGUGUGUGUGUGUGUGUGUGUGUGUGUCUCAGAGGGAGAAGAGCAGAACCUUAUUUCUCUAUAACCUACAGCUCCAGAGGAGGAUUUCCUGUCCUGACAGGAAACGCAUCAUCACUAGUGGACAGAGCAGCAGGACGGUGAGGGACGCAUGUUUUUUUUUUAUUUUAAUUGUAGGCGGUCUGGGACUGUCCCUCGCACAAUAUUUUUUUUUUUGUAGGAUGGUAUGGGGAAGGUCUCGCCUCUUUCGCCUCUGAUUGGCUGUGAAAAGUCAUCACACACUCAAGCCAAGCGCAGGCCGUGGGCUCUGAACUUUGAACAGAACAUUACAGAACCUGAAGCUGCAGCUAUAAGGAAUAACCAAUCGGCGCUCAGCACUUCUCGCCAAUAAGAGGCAAAGGAGGGCGGGACCUUCCUCUACCAUCUUACAAAAAAAAAGUUGUGUCUGGGAAAGUGGGAGGGGAUGAGUCGGAACUACAGGAGAGGGGUGUGUUGAAUACAGCGAGGUAAUUGGAUGGAGAGGCGGAGCAGGAGAUUGACCAAUAGAAGCUGUCCAGGAAGGAUGGCUCCCAUUGGUCAAUGUUUUUCCAUUCUUUUUCUCUUCACUUUGUAGAGAUUGCACUAUAGGACCAUGAUCGCCAUAGAAACGAGGUUCAUGAUAAUUACCAACCUUACAAUCGUCAACCAUGACUUUAAGGUCUGAAGGGUCCACUCACAGGGGGCGGAGCCUCUGCAGAGAUGCACGAAUGGGGGCCGAGUUUUUCGGGGUCGGACUGGGAUCAGGUCUGUGUCUGUUUGUCUGUAGGAUGUCUGGGUCCACUAUCAGACCAGAGUCCGGGGGGUAUUCCACGAAGCUGGCUAAAGAAGGCUGGGCUAUCACCGGUAAGCGUGGCUUGAGUAAGCGGCCACUUUAAUCUUAGCUGCGACUCGUUCCACUAACGAGGCUCAGCUGUUUUUCAGAGACGCUUAUUCUAGCCAGGCUGAUCCAAGCUGCGGCUACGCGCGCCUCCGCGGUACAUAAUAAGCCCCGACGUAUCGAUUGUCGAAAUGACAAGAUCAUGGUAAAAAAAAGGGCAGAGCGGAGUCUUUCUCAGCGGCGGAGCAAACACUUCUCAUGGAGUUGUACGAAGAGUACAAGGGAAAAAUUCAAAAGAAGGGCAACACUAUUGCCAUUGUGAAAGCCAGGGAGAUGGUGUGGCAAAGUAUCGCGGACCGUUUAGAUUCAUAAGUUAUAGCCAACAAAUAUUUUACAACCGACGCAUGUCUCGAUGCAGUCAGCCUGCUUGGCUGUCUAAUUUUAUUCCUCACUUCUGCUUAUGUACUGUAAACACUUCUGUUUAACUUUUCAUCUCGUGUAUGUGCAGCUCACUCAUACAGUCUGUCAGCCUCUGUGCAGCACCUUCGCAGCAAGCAGGGGCGCCUACAGCAACAGGGGGCGCCAAUUUGACAAGAGUUAAUACAAAACUGCUUUGCGGUGCAGAUUUAUUAUUAUUACUUUUUUUCUUUCUUUUUUGGAAGUGCUCAUGCCGCCCCCCAUGAGUCAUAACACAAAUGCCGCCCUGGGCGGCUGCCCGGUUCGCCCGUGCCUAGAACCGCUACUGUACUGUAGGCAUAAUUCAUGUUCUUGAUUUGACAAAUAGAGAUCCAUAAUGGAUUAGUAUAGCAGCUACAGGUAAGACCAAAAACCAAAGUAGGCAAAAAAAAAGAAGAAAAACAUGUACCUGGAGAUGUCUUUUUUUAUUUAUUUAUUUAUUUGUUAGGGAUGAUAGUGGCACAGCACCCUUCAUUUAAAUAAGGGAGAAGACACAAAUGAGCUUGUACACAGAGUAGUCAUGUCGUCAUUUGCCAUCACCUUUACAUUAUCAUCAUCAUAAUCACAAUGGACCACUGGUGAAAGGAAGGUUUUUUUAAUGGGAAAUUGUUGCUGUUGUCGCCUUCAGUGUUUUGGAUGAGAUCAUUUGUGCCUUUAUUCUGUUAUGUGUUGACAGUACAUUGAGAGUCACAGAAUAAAAGAAAGAAAGUCAGAUAUUUCCAAAUAAUUACAGCUGAUGGGAUCGAACCCACAGAGCAGUGAAAAACACAUUUUACCGGCACUUCUCUUUACCCACUCAGCAACUGAAUUUCUCUUUCUCUUUGAGGUUGGCGUAGUAUUGGGCAUGUCCGGAUUCACGUAUUCCUAAGUUGUUUUAAAAAGCUCUCAAUUUAUUUUUCCGAACAAGGGCAUCAUUUAUUACAGAUAAAGAUGAAAUUACUGUGUGACAUGCGGUUCACAAAGCGUCUUCUGGAAGCCUGUCGGACCCUCUCUGAGACGCAGCUAAGGUUAGCUUGACCGUAAGCCUGCCUGGGACCAGGCUUGUCGCGCUGGCUGAGUUACCAUGGUUACCAAGCCACACUAGCCCUAAGCCUCGUUUGUGGAACCGAACUCUCACUAAAAUUUGCCGAGCUAAUCGAAAUAAGCCAGGCUUUGAGCUAAGCCAGCUUCGUGGAAUACCCCCCAGGUCCUCAGGUCUAGUCUGGACUCUGUGAUCUCAGGAUUUCCUCAUUCUUUCAUUUUCACUCAGUCAUCCUGUCAUCAUCUACUCCUGAAGGUCCUGGACCGUCUCUGCAGUCUGGGACGUGGUCUCUGUGGGGGUCCAGAACAGGAGGAGUCAGACCGAGAGGAGACGCACCAAGACCCCUGUUAGACCAGGACCAGGUCUGACCUGCUGCUGCUGCAGAAGAAGAAACCUUGACCUUUAACCUCUGUGACAGUAAAACCAUAAAGGGGGUCAGGUCUCUGAGUCUGAGUCUGUCAGUCUGGGACAUGAAGA
This is a messenger RNA of Xyrichtys novacula (pearly razorfish), 28822 nucleotides long. The record is from the annotation of a GenBank genome assembly. NCBI's taxonomy places the organism in Eukaryota, Metazoa, Chordata, Actinopteri, Labriformes, Labridae.